CCCGUCUCCAAUUUGCGAGCUUCAUUUGUAAACUCUUUUCUCCCCGGCACACACACAAAACGCGCACAAAACUCGUGGCGCACGGCCGCAUUGUCUCUAUGUCCUCACAGGCUCGACGUCAUAUCCCGUCCCUUCCCACCAGUACUUCGGUGACGAUUCUAUCUUGCCCGUCAGCAGCUCAUGCCCCACCCCGUCGUCAGUGAUCAGAAUGGUGUGCUCAAACUGGGCUGACCGCUUCCCGUCCUUGGUCGUCACCGUCCACUGAUCGGGCCAUGUGAUGUACUCGCCAGAUCCUGUAUGCAGUGCAGCCAUGCACAAGACAACACUACACUGCUGGACAGACACCUGGCGCAUCUGUUCGGGUGAUGUCGGCUGACCUUCGUUGAUCAUAGGUUCGAUGGUGAAUGUGUGGCCCGGCCGCAUCUCGCCGCGGACGCUGUUUGGGACGUGGUGGAUCUCAGGCUGGUCGUGAAACAUCCGGCCGAUCCCGUGACCGCAAAACCCCGGAGUCGAAUCGUACCCGUACGACCGAACGUACUCGUAGAUGGUCUGCACACAGACAGACAACGGAGAUUGGGAGCCGUUUGCGUGUGUCGCUUUUCUCAGCCCUGGCUCUCCGCUGACCUUUCCGAUGUUCUUGUACGGUGUUCCCGGCUUGCAGAGCUUGAUGGCCUCCUGCCAGGCAUCAUAUGUGACCUUGACGAGCCUCCUGCCCUCCUCGUCAACACCAUCGGGACUGCCGACCAGAAAAGUCUCAGAACAGUCACCGUGAAAACCUGACUCACACACCCAGACAACACACCACACCGCCUGCAGGCAUCUCUCUCGCAUGUAUCCCUCCCUGCCCGUCAUAUGUCCGCCUGACCCUCGAAGUAGGUGGUGACGUCGACAUUGACAAUGUCGCCCUCGCACAGAACGGUGCUGUCGGGGAUGCCGUGGCAGAUGACCUCAUUGGCAGACGUGCACACGCUUUUCGGGAACCCGCGGUAGCCCAGGGGCGAGGGGUAGGCGUUCCGCUCUAUCGCUGCCUCGUGCACUAGCGCAUCAAUCUCGUCGGUUGUCACGCCCGGCUGCACAGCCCUGCCGGCGAUGUCCAGCACCUCACGGGCUAUGCGACCUACAGACACACCACACAGAGGGAGGGAGGGAGGGAUAGAGAGGUGACUUACACGAAUGAACCGUAGGUAGAUACACCAUCCAUCCGUGCUGCUUCGGCUCACCUGCCCGCCUCAUGCCCUCAAUCUCUUCAGGGCUCUUCUGCGGUAUCCACCCCAGAAUGUUCUUGACCGGCGGCAGCCCACCCACAUAAUCAGGACGAGGGAUCUCCCGUGGCACUUCCCUCCUCGGCGACAACUUGCCCGGCCGCAGUCCACCCGAGAAGCGAAAGCCGCCAUGCACAGCCUUCGACGAGUCGCUUCUCGCACUUUUUGGCUUCUUCUUCUUGACCACUUUGGUCUCUGCGCCGAAGCCGAUGCCGCUCGCGGUUGCGCCGCCCUGCCUGGCCCUGAGCUGAUGCAGGGAUGGUCUGGGGGAGGAGAGUUGAGGGGAAAGGGGAAUGAAUGCACACGCUGAGGGGAUGGCUAGGGUGCAGAUGACAAAGCCAGAUAGAGGAAAGACGGAAGUGCGGCUCCUGUGCCGGUGGGAGGACCUUCUCGGCCUUUCUGGAGGCUCAUCUGCUUCAGCAGCUGCACAACUUGGCUCCUUUCGCUGCAUGGUCGGCUCACGCGGACGCUGCAGCUCCAUCUUGGC
Molecule: messenger RNA, 1749 nt
Organism: Vitrella brassicaformis
Lineage: Eukaryota; Vitrellaceae
Source: the annotation of a GenBank genome assembly